AUGCCCACGUCUCAAAAGCCUUCAUCUCUGCCUCCGAAUGACACCCGCCCCUGGCCGGCUCCUGGUGUGCAGAUGGACAACGCCCGCGUAUUCCUCACAGAAUGUGCGCGCUCUCGCGCCCGCACGCUCCUCCUCCCCGACAAAGACGCCGACGGGCUCUGCAGCGCCCUCAUCGUCCACCACACCCUCAUCCAACUCGGCGCCGCCCCCGCCUCGCUCGCCGUUCAUUUCCCCGCCAAAGGCUCGAACAUCCACGCGGCCGCCUCCCGCGCCGCGAUCGCCGCCUCCCGCGCGCGCUUCGUGAUCGCCACCGACCAGGGCAGCCGCGGCGGGCCCGCUAUCGCACCGGACCCCGCAGUGCGCACGCUCGUGCUCGACCACCACUGGAGCGAGGGGUUUCCCGACGGCGCAGUGGUAUGCUCGAGCGCGGCGUGCCCCCCGGUCGCGACGAGCGCGACGCUCGCGUUCGAGGUCUGCCAGCCACUCCUGGACGAUACUCGGAGGAUGGGGCAGGGGAACGCUGCCGCGAUGGACGUGAGGGUGGUGCAGGAGCGGCUUGAGUGGUUGUGCGCGAUAGGCACGAUGGGCGACCUCGGGACCAGCUUCAAGUGGACGCCGCCGUUCCCGGACGUGCGCGAGUGCCUGCGGCGGUGGACGAAGAAGACGCUCGGUGAGGCGGUCGCGCUGGUCAACGCGCCACGCAGGAGCGCGGAGUACGACGUCGAGACCGCGUGGCGCGCGCUGCUCCACUGCACCUCGCCGAAGGACCUCGUCUCGCCUCGGACGGGCGGGGACGUGGUGCGGCUGUUCGAGGCGCGUGAGGCGGUGGCGGCGGAGACGGCGCGCUGUUCCCGCAGCCCACCCGCGUUCUCGGGAGACGGCCGCGUCGCGCUCGUGCGCGUAUCGAGCGGGGCGCAGAUACACCCGCUCAUCGCGACGCGGUGGGCCGGCUCGCUCAAGGGCCCACGGUUAGAGAUCGUCAUGUGUGCCAACGACGGCUACACCCCCGGCAUGACGAACUUCUCCUGUCGGAUCGCGAAGAACCGCAGAGGAGGCGGGGGUGCCGACAACCCUGAGGUCGACAUCAUCGGCGCAUUGAAGGAGUACGCCGCGCGCGUCCCAGGACUGCGCGAAGCGAUGGGCGACAACUUUGCGCGGGGGCACAAGGAGGCGAGCGGUGGGAUCGUGCGUACCGAGCAGUUUGAAAAGCUGUGGGACGUCAUGGCGGGUGCGGAGCGCGAAGGAGACGAGCCGGCGCGGAAGAAGCGGAAGGGGACAAAGGGGCAGCCGGUGCAGAAGAACACGUUGGAGGGCUGGCUGAAGGCGGUGUAG
Molecule: messenger RNA, 1332 nt
Organism: Epithele typhae
Lineage: Eukaryota; Fungi; Basidiomycota; Agaricomycetes; Polyporales; Epitheliaceae
Product: DHH phosphoesterase
Exons: 5
Coding region: 1-1332 (443 amino acids)
Source: RefSeq, a predicted model, not a curated record